CUGACAUGGACAGGCGGUUCUACUGGAAUCGGAGCAGCUGUCACACGAAUCCUCGCAAAUCACGGCGCCAAGGUUGUUUUCGGCGACAUCAAUGUGGCGGCAGCAGAAUCACUCACUAAAGAGCUGGACUCUGUAACUUUCUUCAAGUGCGAUGUUGUCAACUACGAUGACUUGUACAGCCUCUUCAAAGCAGCACACGAUCAGUAUGGCCGGAUCGAUCAUGCAAUAUCCUGUGCCGGCAUCUUUGAGCAGGGAAAUUGGUUUGACCCGAAGCUGACCAUCGACUCCGUGAAAUCCGAUCCGGGCAAUUCCAGAGUUCUGGAUGUAAACGUUCUCGGGACGCUACAUUUCUCACGUAUCGCUGCAGUUUUUCUCAGAGAAAGGCUUCGGAAAGGCGAGAACAGGAGUUUGACACUCCUAUCGAGCGUGAACGCUUUUCGCGAAAGCCCAGGAUUGUUCAUCUACCAGACCUCAAAACAUGCCAUUCAUGGUCUUCUUCGCUCAUCGAGGAAGACUUUAUUCGAGAGAGAUGGGAUUCGAGUAAAUGCAGUCUGUCCGGGACUCACCGACACCGCGAUGACGACUGGCAUCAUUGCAGCUUUUCGAGACAAUGGUCUUUACUGGCAAAGUGCUGAAAGUGUCGCGAAAAUCAUCGUCGGUAUCAUGUCCGAAUCCAUGAACGGCAAGGCAUACUACAUCGAAGGCGGCGAUGGCUGGGAAUUCGAAGACAGCUUCUAUGCCAUGCAACCCCAGUGGCUUGGAGAAGAACCGACAAGACGUAUGCGAGUCAAUGCUGAAGCGGUGAAUAAGGUCAGAUUGCUCUCAAUUGUCGAUGACUACCUAUGCGUCGAUUUGUAUACUGACUCAGUCUUACAGGGUAUCUUGGCGCCAAAGGAGUGA
Molecule: messenger RNA, 900 nt
Organism: Pseudocercospora fijiensis CIRAD86
Lineage: Eukaryota; Fungi; Ascomycota; Dothideomycetes; Mycosphaerellales; Mycosphaerellaceae
Exons: 2
Source: RefSeq, a predicted model, not a curated record